Molecule: messenger RNA, 846 nt
Organism: Lachancea dasiensis
Lineage: Eukaryota; Fungi; Ascomycota; Saccharomycetes; Saccharomycetales; Saccharomycetaceae
Source: the annotation of a GenBank genome assembly
AUGAGUUCUGAAGAAAGAUUUGAGACAUCAUCUAAGACUGAAGGCCCUCUUCUUGACGAAGAAAGCUAUAACGAAGAUGAGGAUGAGGACUUCGAUCCAUCUAAAGACUUAAAUUCAGUUAACGAGCAAGACGAGGACAGUGACGAUGAUAAUGACAACCAAGGACCUGAUUAUUCGAAGAUAGAAAGUGUCCAAGGUGGCCUGGUACGAACCAGACGCGGAAGAGAGCUUGAAGAUCGAAACUCGAGGUUAAACAAGUAUGAAAGCUUGCGAGAAAGCAGCAUCUCUCAAGAAACUAAUUCGGUUUGGGAUGAAUUACAGAAGGAAAGCGGAGAAAGGAUUCGUAAAAGUACGUCAGUGAUGGACGAGUCUUUACAACGACAGGGAGGAGAGGGGUUGCAGGAGGAGCAAGUAUUGAUUGAUCGCAAGUAUGAGUUUGCAGGGGAGAUUCUGCACGAGAAAAAGUGGGUGCCCAAGUCUAGUGCAGAGGCACAGGAGUACUUAAAUAGCGCCAAAUUCAAACAGAAGCAGAAGGACUCAACCGCUGUUACAAAAGAUGUUGACAACGCUCAGGGUUCAAAACUCAGGAAGCCGCUUAAGAGACCGCCCAUCCUGGAACAAAUAAUAGCAGGUGCACUAAAGCCAAAACUAACCACUUUGGAAAAGUCAAAGCUUGAUUGGGCCACUUACGUUGAUAAGGAAGGCAUCAACGAAGAGCUUAAUUUGCAUAACAAGGACGGCUACCUCGCAAAACAAGAUUUCUUGCAUCAGGUCGAAAGUUUUAAGGACGAAAAAUAUCGCCAGAUGCGCAAAAGCGAGCUGCAGCAGAGACUGGCUGGGACUUGA